ACAGACAGCCUGUGGCCAGAGAGGCUGGCCCCAGAAAAGUCAGAGGUUCCUCGGGGGACACUUUUCGUUUUGAAGGACUCUCUCUCCCCCAUGCCUGGAACGCACUCCCUUCUUCCCUCUGCUUCUUAGGCUCUAGUUCACUUUAAAGCUUAGCUCAGGGACCACUACCUGCGGUGCCCCUCAGGUGCUUGUGCCCCCACGUGCCCCACCAAUUACCUUGCGUUUAUUGUGUGCAUGGUUUGUUUCUCCCAAUAGAGGGCAAGGUCCCAGGAGGCAGAGACUUCCAGGCUUUUGUCCACGCAGCCUUAGGGCCUAACCCAGCUACUGCCCCAGAGAGCUAGAAGCAAAUGCUCAUUGAUGGACUGUGAUCUCCUACCUGUGUGAGGCUUUUAACCCCUUAUGGUGAUCCAGCCCACACUGCAUCUGAGUGGCCAAUGGGCUCUGGGAGGAACGUGCUGUGGGAGGGUCUGUUGUAAUUGAUUGUUCUUCUGUGUUGGCCAGUGGUGCCUAUGAAGGACAUCCCCAUGGAUGGCAUCUCUGUUGCUGACGUUGGACCGGCGGUCGUUAGUAUCUUCCGAUCCCCAGAAGAGUUCCUGGGCAAGGCCGUGGGUCUCAGUGCAGAAGCCCUGACAGUUCAGCAGUAUGCAGACAUCCUGUCCAAGGUCUUGGGGAAAGUGAUUAAAGACGCCAAGAUCACCCCAGAAGCUUAUGAGAAGCUGGGAUUCCCUGGAGCCCAGGAAAUAGCUAACAUGAUGCGCUUCUGUCACAUGAAGCCAGACAGAGAUGUGAAGCUCACACACAGGCUCCACCCCAAGGUCAAGAGUUUCUCCCAAUUUGUCUCAGAGAACAAAGAGGCCUUCAAGGACCUAUAGGAAGAAGCAUUCAAGCCAGUUUGGUGUGGCCAACUUCCUCCAUGACAAUGUGGCACCGUGGCCAGAGUGCUGCAUUUGCAGGGAGAUCUGGGUUCAAAUCCUGACUUUGCCACUAACAACCUGUGACCUUAGGCAGUUUCUUGACCUUUCUGGGCCUC
Phascolarctos cinereus (koala) is the source of this 1030-nucleotide messenger RNA. RefSeq names its product nmrA-like family domain-containing protein 1. NCBI's taxonomy places the organism in Eukaryota, Metazoa, Chordata, Mammalia, Diprotodontia, Phascolarctidae. Gene Ontology annotation, cellular component: nucleus. The record is from RefSeq and is a predicted model, not a curated record.